UGAAAUGGGUGUCCGUAUCUUCAAUAGCUGUGUCGUUUUAUUAGCGGUGUUAUAUGUAUUUUGUGGCGACAGUGAUGCAGCUGCCAUCAGUAGCAAUACACGCAGUGUAGGCGCCCUUACUCCAGCAUAUAAAACUUUGUAUGCGCCACAUCUCCGCAUCGCACGUCAAGCGUACUCCGAUGAGGAUGGCUCUGAGGAGGAUGCUGAAGUGCAAGCAGAACAGUUGGCGCAACAACAACUCCAACAGCAACAAGCGUCAGACUCGCACUCACAAGAGGAAAGCGAAGAGGAUGGCGAGGACGAUGACGAUAAUGAUCGCAGACGUCGUCGUCGUCGUGAAACACCUGCCGCGGAGGCUGAAAAUUUAGAGCAGUCGGCGCUACCAAUAAAGGAAGCUGAAUCUGCUGCGGUACCUGAACCCGUGCCUGUGCCUGCGCCAGCCACAAGCGAACAAAUAGACGAAGACAAGGAAACUACGCAAAGCAACGAAGCUAAUGCGCCAGUUGUAAAUACCGCCGCUGCCACAGUCACCACCAGUGCACCGCCGCGCAACACGUCCGUACUCAUACUCAUUCGCGAUGCCUUGAAAAAAGUCACCACUCUACCCACUGAGCAGGUGGCUACCAAUGCGCUGCAGUAUUUCCAACUUUUCGAACAUUUCAUACAGAAGACCAUCGAAGAGGUGAUCGGCGACGAUGAUGAUGACGAUGAUGAGGCUGCUAACGCUGCUGCAGGCGCCACCGCGACCACCAUCAAACCUGAUGCUAUUUUCACACCCGAAGAGGAGGAACUUAUUGCCGGUGUUGAAGAUCUUAAGGAACCCGAAUUGGUUACCAAGCAACCUCAGGUAGUGACACCAGCUGGUACACAAAUGGAGUGA
Molecule: messenger RNA, 880 nt
Organism: Rhagoletis zephyria (snowberry fruit fly)
Lineage: Eukaryota; Metazoa; Arthropoda; Insecta; Diptera; Tephritidae
Source: RefSeq, a predicted model, not a curated record